AUGGAUCUUGAUCAUUUUGGCAACCAUGUCAUUGCCCAAAGUUUAUCUGAAGAAGAAAUUAAAGGUCUCAAAGCAAUGUUCACAAAUAUGGACACAGACAAUAGUGGCGCAAUCACAUAUGAAGAAUUGAAAUCUGGAUUGGCUCGCCUUGGGUCAAAACUGUCAGAAGUAGAAGUAAAACAACUCAUGGAAGCUGCUGAUGUGGAUGGAAAUGGGACAAUUGAUUAUAUUGAAUGUAUAACUGCUACGAUGCAUAGACAUAAGCUUGAACGAGACAAGCAUCUCUUUAAAGCUUUUCAGUAUUUUGACAAGGAUAACAGUGGCUAUAUUACGAGAGAUGAACUGGAAACUGCUAUGAAGGAGUACGGUAUGGGUGAUGAGGCCACAAUCAAGGAAAUAAUUUCAGAAGUUGAUACAGAUAAUGAUGGACGGAUCAACUAUGAGGAGUUCUGUCAAAUGAUGAGAAGCGGAACAACACAACAGGCGAAGCUCUUCUAGUGUCAAGGCAAAUAAUGUUUUGAGCAGUUCGUUUUUUGGACUCACGAGAAAGUUCUGUAAGGAUGACGAGAUGCUGGGGACGAGGUGCAAGAUGACGUAUUAUCUUGAUUUCUUGUCAGAUUAUCAACUGCUUUCGUGACAUUGAAGGGAGUAUGGUUAAGAAUUUGAGAGGCCUUUUUGUUCAGAUAGCUGUAGAUGGUGUUGUGCAUACUCUAUUCCAUUACUAAUUUGUGUUUAUCCGUAAUGUAUUGAAUGCCCAAUUAAUUUUAUACUCACAACAGUGUUUAUUCUUGUAAGUGGAUUCCUGUGUGAUAAACGAUUGGGAUUAAAUAUGCCCACCGUUCUCCCUGGAUUUGUUGACAGCAGAUAUUAAUCUCAUCUAACGGAUUACUUGGUCUAGUAGAUUACACGGAACAGAAGUUAAAAUUGUGUUUA
Olea europaea var. sylvestris is the source of this 933-nucleotide messenger RNA. Its product is annotated as calcium-dependent protein kinase 21-like. Bases 1 to 498 code for a protein of 165 amino acids. The record is from RefSeq and is a predicted model, not a curated record. The transcript has 5 exons. Lineage: Eukaryota; Viridiplantae; Streptophyta; Magnoliopsida; Lamiales; Oleaceae. Gene Ontology annotation, molecular function: enzyme regulator activity; calcium ion binding.